AUUACGCAGACAUUUCAAAUGUGUGUACUGUGUCAGGUUGUGAAUCUUAGUAUAAUUUUGCCGAGCAAAAAGUAAUAGACGAGCCCCCUGGGAGGAUCGAACUCCCGACCCCUGGUUUACAAGACCAGUGCUCUGCCACUGAGCUAAGGAGGCGGUUGUCAAGGGAGGUCUUUGCAACCACAUUACGUUCAUUAAUGGGUCUGUAACGGCGUUCUCUGCGCGAUUUAAUAAAUCGUUAAUGUAGACCUCGCGUAGAAGUUAACAACGCGAGAUCUUCAGCUUCGUUUAGAAGGUGCCGUCCUGUCGCAAACAGAUUAUACACAAGGCUUCGUUGGAAGCAAGUUUUUCCGACUUUUGCAAGAAUUUUGUUACACAUUGGCGUCAACGAUUAAUAGCUGUUAAAAGAAAAUACAAGCUGCUGAUUCUUGUAUUGAAUUUUCAUCACUGCAGGGGCAGCUGACAGAUGGAAAUGGUGACAUGAUGUCCGGGGCAGCGGUUGGCAACAAGACGACAGGCGAUCGGGCUUUGCAGCAGCAGAUACAAACUGUCUGGAAGACUCUACAGGAUACAAGGAGUAACUUGUUCAUCUGCGAUACUCUCAUUCGCCAAAUAGUGAAGCCGGCACCUGCCGUCGGUGCCACGGCGUCACGACAGAUGCCCGAGACGUCCGUGCAGACGGACGUCCGGCCCGUGACGAGUGUGGGUACCCAGUGUGUGCGUGGCACUGUGGAGAACGAGUACUGCCAGACGUCCCCUGAGCUCUGCACCCGGGGCGUGCAGGCCAAGGAUGUUGCUGCCACCGUGCGGAACAAAUAUUGCCAGGCAGUCGCUGAUGUCGCCACAUCAGUUGUCCAGACGGUUGGGGCAGGGGAGCCGUCGUGUGACGUCAGCGCCGCUGGAGACGAGGAUCGCCUGCCGCUGGUGCAGAGGACCGCCGGCUGCACGGUGCCACACAGAGAAUACCAGCGUCUGAAAAGAAAGACCGACGUCCUUAAGAGGAGGCUGCGUGCAGAACGGGCUAGAAAUGUGAGGCUGCUGUCCGGAGACUCAGCUUAUCGGCUGUCUGCUCUGCGCCUGGCGACGCUGGCCCUGUCCAUACAGGAGACCUACCAGGAGAUGCUUCUGGACCUCGGGAGCUUGCUGCAGCAGUUGGCAGCCCUGGUGUCGGACGCACCCGGGCCCGCCACCCUGCCUCCCCCAGAGGGUGUGGGCGGCUGGUACCGGCAGGUGCGCGAGCUCGCCGCUGCUGCGCUCAGGUCCAUAAUUGAAAAUCAGACAGAAAUCGGCCGAGUGAGAAUCGAAGUCAGAGAAGUACCCAGUCGAGAGCUGUCACCUGCGGGAAACAGUCGACGUGACAGAGACCUGACGACGCCAGUCACCUCGGAAGGGCUCCGUACUCGGACACAGGCGACUCGUCGCGUUCACGCCCACAGUUCUCACGAUGCCAGCCGACGAGAGUCCUCUCGCGUCUCGGUCGAGGCGAGGCAGAAGAGCAGUGCGAGUGCAGACACCGGCGACGACCGGUCCACCGGGGUGUGCGGGGGACAGUUUCCUCAGCCCGGUAUACAGCUGCAAACUGUGAUCUGUUCGUCAAACAAGUCCACACCGAGGGAAAACCCGAUCGCGAGUGAGAGCAGUUUCCCGCACAGACGACGAGCACUAAACGUGGGGACGGCAACGCGUGCGGGUCGGGUGCGCGAGUGCUCGCAGUCUCACCAGAUGUGUGACAGCGACCUCGGCCCGUGCCUCCAGGCGAGGGGUCGCGGAGACGAGAGCCGGCCGGACAGAAGCGGCGACAGCUCGUCCGACGAGGAGAGCGCCGUCGACAUCGCCUGCUGCUCGCACUCCUGUCACCACCACACCUACCUCCGGACGUUCGUCGAGUCGCAGAAAAAAUCGCGGGCGCGCAAGGAAACGGAGGACAAUUUGAGUGUCGAUAAUAGUGGCUGCCCCGAGAACGAGACAAAUGGUGUAGACGUCGGCACCGCCACUCGGGAAACUCUACACCCAUCCCGUGUACCCUCUGUACCGUCCACAAAUACUUAUAUUGGCUGCAAUAAAACGAGGAGAGACAGUAGAGGCUGCAGUUCUGUACCUAUUGGUGUGGACGCUGAGCAGAAAUGUGAGGACGAUUACGCACAGAACAAAAGUGUGAAAAAUUGUGUCAGGUCCGAGACACACAGAAGAUGCACUUCCAAUGAGAAGCUUUACGAGCCUACCGACCAUUUCCAGAGGCAGAGAGAGCAUACGGAGCGACAGUCCGGCAGACGGCACGAGUCGCACUGCCCCUCGGGAAGCGGAGGACGGCCCGUGACGAACGGCUCUGCCGAAAGCUUCUGUUCGACACCUUCUCUCGGAACCAGAGAGUUGCCCCGCCAUUUGCGAGGUGAUGUCGAACUUCUCGAGAAGUGCCCGACUUCUUCAGACUACACUGAAACUAUUUCUAGCUCAAUUACAGCCUUGAGAACAUCGUACAAUUCUGCCAGUUCUUCGUCCGUCCCGAAGACGAAGCCGAGGUCACGCCGAGCUGUCCGGCCGGCGACAUCGUCCGGUACAGAUGUGCAGUACGUGAGUGGUUCACCGAAGGACCGGGAGAUCUCGCAGGGGAGAGGCGGAGAGCGUUCGGAGUCUGCCUGUGACGAGAGUGCGACUCUGACCCCCUGGUCCGGCAGCCUGUCAGCGCCGCAGAGCCUCCACCUCAGGUUCGUUGAAAUAUUGGAUGAACUGAAAGAAAAGCUACUCCAGUGUGACGAAUGAAGCAUUAAGUAACACACAGAACCAUGCUGCCAUAAGGCACGUCAUCUACCUCUACACCCAGUCGUGGAUGCAAUAAGCACUUGCUCGUAUCGUAAUACAUGCCUCAUUGUUUCAUAUUUCUGUUUAACGUUUUUGCUCAUCUGAAGAAGGCAUGAAGGAUGAAACUGAAUGAUCCAAAGUGAAGGUGAUAGUAAUAAAAGCUUUGCUCAUUAUUAGUAAUAAUUCUGUCCAGAAUUCCGUCCUUCAAUAGUGUAUGUUCAUUUUUGUAAAUAACAUAUUGGUUAUAAAUACAAGCAUAACAGCUGUAAAUACGAGACACUUCAUGAGAUAUCUCAGGUAAAAUAAACUGUAUUUAAAAAAUUUUUACUUGCAUAUUUUCUAAUGGCUUUUUGAUGUAACAUAGGUAGCAAGCAAGUUAUAAGCCAGCUGUCCUGAAGAUCAGGCAGCUACCUCGCGUACAAGUUGGAACACAUAUAGCCUUCUCAGGGAAGCCACAGGCAGAAUGUCACAUGCUGCCAUAUAAUGUCAUCUCAUUUGCUCACUUGUAGACAAUUUACAUGUAUGAAUGUCACACAGUAUGUGUACAAUGCUUAAAUUUUUCAUAAAACACAUAUGUAAAAACAAGACCAUAUUUAUAUAUACUGGCAUAUUACAUAGUAUCUAGUACAACAGUACAUAAUGGGCUACACAUGAAU
Molecule: messenger RNA, 3452 nt
Organism: Schistocerca serialis cubense
Lineage: Eukaryota; Metazoa; Arthropoda; Insecta; Orthoptera; Acrididae
Exons: 10
Coding region: 478-2757 (759 amino acids)
Source: RefSeq, a predicted model, not a curated record